Ananas comosus (pineapple) is the source of this 3752-nucleotide messenger RNA. RefSeq lists its product as uncharacterized. The transcript has 4 exons. Bases 556 to 3498 code for a protein of 980 amino acids. Gene Ontology annotation, biological process: meristem development; meristem maintenance. The record is from RefSeq and is a predicted model, not a curated record. NCBI's taxonomy places the organism in Eukaryota, Viridiplantae, Streptophyta, Magnoliopsida, Poales, Bromeliaceae.
CCCUAGUCGACCUCCUCAUUUCGUCGAACACCUCCCCCCUCCUCCGCUCCGAUCGCGUGUAUGGAUUUUUUUUUUUUUUUAUUCCUUUAAUUCACAGUGAGUACGAAGUUAGCUCACGAUUCCCUGCGAUAGCUUUAACAGAUCGUUUUUUCUGAGAAAAGGAGGUGUUUUUAGUCCAAUUUGCUUCUCAAAUUAGUGCUUCUUAAACAUCCUUUGACGAUUUCUCAAUUGAUAGCUCGAAUUUGGGGUUGUGUGAAUCAGGGAAUGUGGUGGAAAAUUAGGAGUGGAAAAUUUAGGUUAUUGAUGGGGUAACGUACAUAAUUUAAGAAUGUUGAAACACUAGAUAGUGAAUUGAGUCGAGAUGAGUAGCUGGUAGUAACAAUUUGGUUAAUCUCGUUGAAAUUGUUGUGAUGAUCAUCAUACGUACAUACAUAGUGUGUUGUUCUCUAGCGCAAAUUUCUUCUGUUUGUUAAGCAAUUUUUAACCUUUUUAUUGUUUCUUACUUUCACUACCGGUGUCCACCCCCAUUUGAGUUCUGCUUCUGUUCUGAGAGUUAUGGCGCCAUCUUUGUCGCAUCACUCUGCGGCGGAGGAAAAGGUGAGAGUUUUAGAAGGAAUUGACCCUGCACAAGUCGACCUCCGAGUAAUGAUCCCUGCCUCUACGGAAUCCGACUUGCAUUUCAUUCACGGCCCGGCAGUUAAGGUUUCUGAUUUUGAUCCCAGCCUCCAACUUUCCCGAAGAAUUAGGAAAGAAAGGCUUUUGUUCAAGCGCCCUGCCAUUAAUGCCUUUAGCUGGAACCCUUCUAUAAGUCGCCCCUUUCGGUCUUGGCCUGCUUCGAACCUUAAGUACGUUGCUUGGUUGGAUCGCGUGCAAGCGGCUAAGGCCGCUCACUGGCGGCGAAUCGACGUCUUCGAUGUCAUUCAGUUUUCUAGGGACCCCCCCAGACCCGACCCGUAUUUGAUAGGUGCAUCCCUUUGUUUUUGGUCAACUUCCACCAAUUCCCUGCAUUUGAGGUAUGGGAUGUCGACACCUACACUCUUAGAUCUCGCUGCCAUUGCGGGGCUUCGGCCCCAUGGCACUGAGGUGAAUGCAGGGAUGGAGGUGGACUUCUCAAUCUUCAAUGUUAGUUUCGAUAAUUCCCUCGCCUUCACCUCCUUUAUUGACCGGUUCAAUGGUAAGGAAGGUCCGGUCAGUGAUCAGGAGCAUGUUGCCUUUCUUUUGUAUUGGAUCUGUCGAUAUUUAGUUUGUACAAAGUCUUUGAAGAUUGUUAAGGAGUUUCUAAAGUUAUCUAUUUGCCUAGCUGAAGGCCAAUUCAUAGCUCUUGGCCCUUUUGUUCUUAGCCAACUCUAUCGCAGCCUUGCUUCUGUUGUUUCUGACAUUAGGAGUGAGGAUAGGGAUUUUAGGUUUACCAAUGCUGGGGGCCCCCUAUGGUUAUACCAACUGUGGCUAUACGCAUAUUUUCCUGAGCUAGGUCGAUGUAAUAGGUCCCUUCUCUCCAAGCUUGAUAAUCGCCCCAACUAUGGCGUCAUUUUGCUUUGUGUUCGUCCCGUAUGGGACAAACUAACUGACUCUGUUUUCACCGACUUCCUCUCCUUCUUCUUCCACGUUGAGAGCCGAACGCCUGAACGUAUAGCCCCUUUUGUUGAUCGACAGUACGGUCCGGAUUGGUUCCGCAUGUCUUCCCAAUCUCUUCUCGAGGAUCCAAACGCAGGUCAUUUACUUUCUGAGCUGCCUCAAAUUUGGUCGAGCUUUCUGGUGCCUCGUGACCUCCAUGUCGGCCUAACUUUCAAUUCCUCCUUCAUUGUCCCUGGUACCGAAGUGUAUCUGCCUCACUUUGUCGCUCGGCAGUUUGGGCUUAUACAAACCAUCCCUCUCCCCUUGAUUUCGUCAUUUAGUGAUCUUGGUGCGCGGACAUCUUUCGACGUCCCUGCACAAGUGAAUAUGGUUGACGAGGUUAACAGUUAUUUUUUUGACCGAUUCCACUUAGAGGAGUUCACUCCUUAUCCUAGUACCGUUACACUCUUUGACGAAUGGUGGGGUGAACAUUGCAACCAUCUCUUUGGAGAAGACUUUAAACAUUUAAUGGCAGGAAUCCUCUUUACACCACCUAUCGAGAAGACUGUCGAUGCGGGUCCUUCUAUGCAAGUGAAGUCGAAGUCGAAGAAGAAAGGUGGAAUCAAAUCUCCUGGGCAAGUCACCUUUUCUGGCUAUUAUGCAAAUUGGCCUGAGGACAAACUCCCUAAGCCUUGUGUAACUGGCGACAAGCCUUUCUUUGACGUCAGGCCGAUUGGGGAUGGUGUUGCUUCAAAGCCGAAGUUGAUUUUUGAGGAGGCUUUCCCAGAGAUUCAAGAAGCAGAAGAACCGUUACGAAAGAAGCGAAAAAAGGAGAUUUUGAUUGAAUUUUCAAGAACUCCUACUGGAGGUUGCCAAAUGAACGUUCUAUCUACGGUGAGCACAGAAGUGGCUAGAAAAGACUCUUCACACGAGAGCCAAAUAAUUUCAGUUGGAUCAAAGGGCUCAUUAGUAGCUGAGUCAACUGCCGAGGCUACGGGUUCUUCAUCCCGAACUUUGACCAUGCAAAGCUCUUCUCCCAGUCGAGCACAAUCUCCAAUUUCUCCUGCUCCAAUCCGAGCUCUUUUUCCAGAUUCAUCCACCAGCCCUAAAGAAGACUUGGCUGCAGAAGCCACUAAAUUACCUAAAAAGGAAACCACCCCAUUCAAUGCCAAUCCCCUAACAAAGGAUAGCAUCGCUCGCUUGAUAAGUGUGGGUACAGAAAAUGAGGAGUCGAUUAAAGCAUUUUUGACUUCCUUCUAUCAGGAAGACCCUUCUCCUAAUGUUUCCUCAGUUGAUGCCCCUGAGCUCGAGAUCAGUAGGUCAACAGAAUUCACGGUUGUAUUGAGUGAGCUACGGGCCCUUUUGCAAAAGGGCAUUGCUGAAAUCAACCAAAACCCGGCCUUUAGAACCCGCUUAAAUUAUGCCCUUGAUCUCCUCUCAGUGGUGAAUUCCGACGACAAAGCCUUAAUUCGGACCAAGACCCUGGUGUUGGACCUGCAGGCACAGCUUGGCGAGUUAUCUUCCCAAUACCAAGCAGCCCAAAAAUCCAUUAAGGAAGCCGAGGAAACGGCCACCUUAGAGAAAAUUUUAUUAGCUGAGGGAGCAAAGUGUAAAGAACGACUAGCUGAACUGAAAUCUGAGCAAGAAACUGCUCAGGAGGAACUGGCCAACCUCGAGAUGCUCAGGGCAGAAUGUGAAGCUAAACUGAAGGCAUUGAGUAAUGAUACUGUCAAGUGGAAAACUAUUAAGGACUUGGUUGAAAAGAAGAGAGAGAAUGCUCUCGAGGAGACGAGGAGUAUAGCAGCCAAAUUCAAGCAGGUUGUGCAACAGCGAGAGCGUACCGAACAGCAGAGAGAAUUGGCUAGAAGAGAUGUGGCUCACAUUGAAAGUAAAUGGGCAGAGUUUCGGGAUAGGUUUAGGAGGGGUUGUGAGCUAAAGGAUUGAGAUAGUUGGUUCGUAAAUCUAAUCAAAAUUCCGUAGAAUCUCAAUUGUGAUUUUUGCUAUGUAGCCUGUAUCUUUUUCUUUUCCUGUUUGGAUGAAUUGUUUUCUUCUUUGUUGUUUCAUAGUUGAUGUAGAUUUAGAUGUUUAGAUUUGAAUAGCAUGCAAAUCGUGUUCAGUUGAAGCUUUUUUUGCCUGUAAAUCGUAAGCCUGGCUCCUGUACCAUUGCUUGUCAAGGAAACUGUUCUUUUCACCCUCGA